AUGCUCAGUAACAUCGAGCAGGCCAUCACCAACGUCCUCUCUGCCGAGCAAACUCCCAACUACGAAAACGUCCUGAGGGAAUACAUGAAUCUCACAGGUUACGUCUUGUACUUGGAUGAUCCGUGUUCGAGCUUCUUCCACAAUGCGAUCGACAAGUACAUCGGCCACGGUGAAAAGCUCGACUCUCCCUUCGCACAUAUUGUCUUGGAAAUCCGCAAGCAAGAGUUCGACUUCUGUCUCCUCCUCAUGCAAAUGAGGUUGGGAACUGAACUCGUUCCUUGUCCCUGUUGUGAUGUAUUUAUGUCGGGCGACGAGAUCAAGCGCAAGAUGGGUUUCAUGGACGACGAAGUUACGCAGGUCCCGACAAGAACGAAGAAGCUACGCUCCCGCUGUUUCACAAAGACGAAAUCAAGAUCGAAGGUGACAGGCCGGGCCGUGGCGUUUGAUCCCUGUGGACCGUCGAAGAGCGCGUCGUCUAUGUAG
This is a messenger RNA of Cyclocybe aegerita, 483 nucleotides long. The record is from the annotation of a GenBank genome assembly. Lineage: Eukaryota; Fungi; Basidiomycota; Agaricomycetes; Agaricales; Hemipholiotaceae.